This is a messenger RNA of Pristis pectinata (smalltooth sawfish), 2453 nucleotides long. Its product is annotated as XK-related protein 7-like. Lineage: Eukaryota; Metazoa; Chordata; Chondrichthyes; Rhinopristiformes; Pristidae. The record is from RefSeq and is a predicted model, not a curated record. Gene Ontology annotation, biological process: apoptotic process involved in development; phosphatidylserine exposure on apoptotic cell surface; engulfment of apoptotic cell. The coding region runs from base 8 to 1741 and encodes 577 amino acids. The transcript is spliced from 3 exons. Gene Ontology annotation, cellular component: plasma membrane.
UUCAAACAUGGCUGCAAAGUCGGACGGGACGGGAGUGACGGCGGUCGUCUCCUUGCAGAAUUUAGGUCAACGCCCAGCUGAGAGCGAGGAGGGGGGCCCAGCGGCGGCCCUCGGAGCCCCGGUGCCGGGCGAGCAGGACUCCAGCUGCUGCCACAGUUCGUGUGUGCAUUCGGUGAUCCGCCAGCGCCAGGAGUACUCGCUGGCCGACUGCUGCUGGGUCCUGGGCGCGCUGCUCGUCUUUUUCUCGGACGGGGCCACCGACGUCUGGCUGGCCGUGGACUAUUACUUCCAAGGCGACUUCUGGUGGUUCGGGCUGACGCUCAUUUUUGUGGUGGUGCCGUCUGUGGUGGUGCAGGUGUUGAGUUUCAGGUGGUUCGUCUACGACUAUUCGAGAGGCGGCGGCAGCAGCGGCGCCCGAGCCCGGGCAGCGGCGGGAGGAGGAGCCGCCGCCACCGAGGAGGCAGCCGAUCAUUUCAGCACCAAGGAGAGCGAAGCGAGGCAGCGCUGGAAUGCAGGCUCUUCGCCUUGCUGCCGGCUAUGUAUGUGGUUCUUCCAGUCUCUCGUCCACAUCUUGCAGCUCGGACAGGUCUGGAGGUAUCUUAGAGCCAUGUAUCUUGGAAUUCAAAGCCGCUGGCACAGAGAACACGAGCGCCGGCACUUCUACUGGAGGAUGAUGUUUGAGAGUGCUGAUAUAAAUAUGUUACGCCUGCUGGAGACCUUCCUUAAAAGUGCACCUCAGCUUGUACUGCAACUAAGUAUUAUGGUGCAGAGAAACCAUAUUGGGAGCUUGCAAGGUCUAUCAGCAGCUGCAUCACUUCUUUCCCUUGCAUGGAUGAUAGCUUCCUACCAGAAGAUACUUCGGGACUCCCGGGAUGAUAAAAUGCCCAUGACCUAUAAGGCUGCUAUUACACAGAUUCUAUGGCACCUCUUCACCAUUGCUGCUCGAGUAAUUGCAUUUUCCUUGUUUGCCUCUGUUUUCCAACUAUACUUUGGAAUCUUCAUUGUCAGUCACUGGUGCAUCAUGACCUUCUGGAUAAUUCAUGGGGAAACAGACUUCUGUAUGUCCAAGUGGGAGGAGAUCAUUUAUAACAUGGUUGUCGGAAUUAUUUACAUUUUCUGUUGGUUUAAUGUUAAGGAAGGGAGGACUCGGUGUCGAAUGUUCACCUACUACUUCAUUACUUUUUGUGAAAAUGCUGCCUUGACUGUGCUCUGGUACUUGUACAGAGAUUCCCGUACAACAGACUUUGAAGCCUUAAUCAUAGUUUGUGUAGUGUUUAGUAGUUUUGCCCUUGGAAUAUUCUUCAUGUUUAUAUAUUAUGGUGCUUUGCACCCAAAUGGACCAAUGUUUGGUUCACAAGGAGGGUGUAUUGACGGUGGAGAACGAGACACUGCUACACACAUACCUGCACAGGUUAUAACAAGUCCACCCCGAGCAAUGACCCAGUGCCGGACUACAGCGGGUGAGCAGGUGCCAUCUGACCGAGACAGUUGCGUGCCUGUUUUUCAGGUAAGGCCCAGUGUCCCCCCUACACCAGUGUCACGCACACUGCGAACAGAAGGGCCUGUUAUCAGGAUUGACUUGCCCAGAAAACGGUAUCCUGCCUGGGAUGCGCACUUUAUCGACAGACGGCUGCGCAAAACCAUCCUGGCCUUGGAAUACACCUCGCCUGCCACUCCAUGCCUCCAGUACAGAAGCGUUAGCUUCACACAGGAAGUACUGGAAUAUGAAACUACUGUGUAGUCAUAUACAAGCAGAUCUAGAUGCAUGGAACAAUGUCACCCUUCUUAAGGGGUUCAAGUCUAUGUAGAAUAACGGUGCACUGCAGGGUUCCUACUCAACAACUGACCUUGCUCUGUCAUAACAGUAUGCAGAAGGCCUGUAUCUACAAAUGUGUCUUUGCAGAGGAGAUGUAGUAUUGCUGCCACACUCUGACUCUGUUGGAGUGGACUGGUCAGUUAUUUUUGUUCUUGCCUUUUACAGUAAAUGAUUUUUACAUUUGUUUUAAGAAAAUAAGAAUAGGUGCACACGGUUUUGUGUCACUCAAUUGUGAAAGGCCACACGCAGGUAAAUAUAUGGUACCUUGGGUUUAAACUUAGAAGUAUCAAACUUUUAGUUUUCUGAUUGUUUGGGGGAAAAAACAUGGUUUGCAUGUGAUGUUUAAAGUAUCAUGUCCAAAAUUUACUGUAGUUUAUUCUCCUUGACCAGUUUUUUCUUUAAAUGUCACAAACUAUUUGCCAAAUAGUGACCAAAUGUUAAGAGAGUAAUAACAGUACAAUAUGAUAUUCUGUAUAGUUAGACAACACACAUUGUUUGAACUUUUAAUCCCUGUACCCCUCAAGUCUAUUUUUUGAUGUAAGCAGGAUGUUUUUCUGAAGUUAUGAUGGUUCUGACAAUGAAAAUAUGUUUGACACUCUGUUGCAAACAAAAUAGACAAUUAUAGUAAUUCUUACAA